Molecule: messenger RNA, 356 nt
Organism: Staurois parvus
Lineage: Eukaryota; Metazoa; Chordata; Amphibia; Anura; Ranidae
Source: the annotation of a GenBank genome assembly
UCCCUUGGACACAACGGAUCGCCGAGCAACGGAAAGAGCCGAAGAUGUCGGCUCGGUCAUGUGAUCAGCUGUGUCCAAUCACAGCUGAUUGCAUGUAAAUGCCAGUUAUCAGCAUUUCUCUCCUCACGAGCUCCCCAGCAAUGCCACCUAUCACUGUCCAUCAAUGCCACCUGCCAGUGCCCAUCAGUGCCACAUAUCCGUGCCUACCAGUGCACAUCAAUGCCACAUAUCAGUGCCUAUCUGAGCUGCCUGUCAGUGCCACCCAUCAAUGCCAGUCAGUGCUGCCUAUCAAUACCAGUCAGUGCCACAUAUUAGUGCUGCCUAACAGUGCCGCCUGUCAGUGCCACCUAUCAGUG